Messenger RNA from Gavia stellata (red-throated loon), 2091 nucleotides. It is a transcript of the gene DEUP1, whose product is annotated as deuterosome assembly protein 1. Gene Ontology annotation, biological process: centriole replication; de novo centriole assembly involved in multi-ciliated epithelial cell differentiation. The record is from RefSeq and is a predicted model, not a curated record. Gene Ontology annotation, cellular component: deuterosome; centriole. Lineage: Eukaryota; Metazoa; Chordata; Aves; Gaviiformes; Gaviidae.
AUGGAGCAGGACUUAGAAGUAUUUCAGGAACAAGCUGUCGCUAAAGCUUCUCCAUGUGAAGCUGAGCUUCAGGAAUUAGUGCAUCAAAUUGACAUCAUGGUAAACACCAAGAAAGUGGAAUGGGAAAAGAAGAUGAAAGCUUUAGAAGCAAAGAUGGUUAUCCAGGAUCAAGAAUUAGCAAGUGCCCAAAGCAAACUGGAUCAAAAAGGUCAAGAGGUGGGACUACUUCGACAGAAACUGGAAGACUUACAAAAAACUAAACAUGAAAUGGCUCAGAAUUAUGAAACUCAGCUUCAAGCACUGAAAUCUCAAUUUUCAAAGUUGACACAUAGUUUUGAAAAGCUACAGUCACAUCAGUUAAAACAAAAAAAGCUUGAAAAUAGAGAAAAAUGUGAGGAAAGCCUAGAGACACCAUCUGAACUGAGCAAUUUAUACAAGAAACUGGAGGAAUUUAAGGCAAAAUCAAGAGAAUGGGAUAAGAAGGGGACAAUCUGCCAAAAUCAUCUCAUUUAUUUAGAUGCUCAACAAAAAUUAUUAUCUGAGAAAUGUAAUUUAUUUCAGAAGCAGACCCAGAAUUAUCAAUUCCAAAUAAGCAAUAAGAAAAAAAAACAAGAAGAGUUAACUACCUAUGGCCAGCCCGAAAGUGAAAAGGAUGAGUUAAUUAUUGAAAAGCUAAAGGCAACUGUGAACGAAAUAGCAAUAAACAAGAAUAAGCUAGAAGAGGAAAAUCUGAAACUCCGGGAGGAUCUAAAAAUGUACCAAAACCAGUGCCAGAACAUGGAGGCAGGCUUUUCAGAAAUGAGAAAUGAGCUUCAGUCACGGGAUGCUCUCUGGAGAAGGAUACAACUGGAAUGCCGACAGUUGCAUACAGAGUUAUUGAAAAUCAAAGAGUAUAAAGAUAUGCAGGAAAUUCAAAUAAAGCAUCAAUCAUCUUGUGUACAACUUACUGAGCAACUAGAAAAUAAAAACGCUGAGUUAUUACUAUUGGCACAAAGUCAAGAACGCCAACGAGAAGAGCUGAAGAAGAUAAGAAACCAUGUUUAUCAAGAGGAGCAGUCCCAUCGCUCUGAGCAGGAAAGAAUGAAGACAGAAAUCUCUGACCUGACAGAAGAGCUUCAUCAGAAGGAGAUCACUAUAGCAACUAUCAUGGAGAAAGCUAGUCUUCUGGAAAGACAGUUAAAAAUGGAGUUAGAGAUAAAAGACAAAUUGUUAGCAAAACAACAGUUGUUGGAUUUCCGAUACAAAGUUAUCAAAUCUGAAAACACACAUCUAAAAGAGAUGGUGGAAAACCAGGAGUGUAAAAGUUGCAUGUAUUUUGAUUCAUGUACAAUGGAGGCUAACCCAUCUGAGAAGCAGUGUUUAGUAACACAGACGGAGAGCACUGUUCUAAUGUGGCUUUACUUACUGCUUCUGAAACUGAUGAGUAUAGAUUUAACUAACAAAGAACAUGGAAAUUUCACAGCUUCCCUUCACGAAGUAGAACAUGAGAAUGUAAGAUCACAAAAUAGUCUUGUUAAACUACAAAAUGACACAGAAACAUCGAUACUGGGUUGCACGGAUACAUAUGGAGAAACAGAGCACAGCUACCAAACCCACUCAAAGAUGCAAGAAAAGGAAGAGAGAACUUUCCAGAAGAAAGAUGCAUGGGAAAUGGAACGUCAACAGACUGCUAUGUUCACAGCCAGUGGCUACCACAGGAACUGUAGUCCUGCUUUAUAUGACCAAGGCAAUAUCACUGAUUCAAAAAGUGAUAGCACUUUAUCUUAUACACUUGACAGAGGUCAUGAAAAGAAAAUAGAUGACAAAUCUCCAUCAUUACCCAUGGGGUAUCCUUUGGGCUUUGGUGGGCCGUUUCCUGAAAAGGGCAGAACAGGCAACUUACUGAGCCCUGCUUACAAUGCAGAAGAAAUCAAAUUAUCUUCUCUCCCUGAGAUGUCCUUCCUUGCAACAACAGAAAAGUUCCUUCAAGAGGAAGAGAAACAUACAAGAGAGUUUGAAGAACGUUUAAAUUUGCACCUUGAAGAACUACAAAGAUAUUCUGAAAAUACUCUAAAAAAAUAUGCCAGGACACAGCAAAGUAGGCAUACUUAA